This is a messenger RNA of Aspergillus tanneri, 357 nucleotides long. RefSeq lists its product as uncharacterized. The record is from RefSeq and is a predicted model, not a curated record. The transcript has a single exon. NCBI's taxonomy places the organism in Eukaryota, Fungi, Ascomycota, Eurotiomycetes, Eurotiales, Aspergillaceae. The coding region runs from base 1 to 357 and encodes 118 amino acids.
AUGAACGUCAUAUCUGUCUGGUUGCGCCCAUUCUAUGAGAGAAUCACCAAGAUACUUGGAAUUCCUGACAAGAUCGAUAAAAUCGAGGAGAAAAUUCGAUUGAUCAUCAGUUUUAGCAUUGAUGAAAUGUCACCGAUUGAAUAUGCCAAAAAUGUCAACGUACCGACGUUUAUCGCCCAGGUUCCUGAUGAGGCUCUGACGAAGCCGAGAGAUGUGCAGCAAAUCUUCGACAAUAUCCCUGUUGCGGACAAGAAGUUCUUUUGGAUAGAGGGCACUACGCGCCGGUGGGAUGGUUAUACCUACUUCCUAAGGCAUCCGAAGCAGAUGAUUGAGUGGCUCGACAAGCAAAUGAAGUAG